Prinia subflava (tawny-flanked prinia) is the source of this 1115-nucleotide messenger RNA. RefSeq names its product nicotinate-nucleotide pyrophosphorylase [carboxylating]-like. The coding region runs from base 111 to 1016 and encodes 301 amino acids. Gene Ontology annotation, cellular component: cytoplasm. The transcript has 3 exons. Gene Ontology annotation, molecular function: nicotinate-nucleotide diphosphorylase (carboxylating) activity. The record is from RefSeq and is a predicted model, not a curated record. Lineage: Eukaryota; Metazoa; Chordata; Aves; Passeriformes; Cisticolidae. Gene Ontology annotation, biological process: quinolinate catabolic process; NAD+ biosynthetic process.
GACCCUCCUCGGACCCCAAGAAGCCCUCGCAGAGCCUUCCCCAUCAGCCCAGAGUUCCCCCCGCAGAGCCCAAGUGCCGCCGCUGUCGCUGUGCCCAGGCCCCCCGGAGCAUGGCCCGCUCGGCGCCCCCCGGCCGGGGCUGGGCCCCCGCGCCGCCCCCGCACCGCCUGCGCUCCCUGGCGCGCUCGUGGCUGGACGAGGACGCGCCCUGGCCGGACGCGGCGGUGGCGGCCGCGGGGGACAGCGCGACCCGAGCGGAGCUGCUCAGCAAGGGCGGGGGCGGCUCGGGGGGCGUCCUGGCCGGAGCCCCCUUGGCCGAGGCCGUUUUCGGGGUGUCGGGGUGCCGGCUCAGCUGGAGGGUGCCCGAAGGGGCGGCGCUGCCCCCAGGGCGGGCGGUGGUGGCCGAGGUGGAGGGUCCGGCCGCGGGGGUGCUGGGGGCGGAGCGGGUGGCCCUGAAUAUUUUGGGGCGCUGCAGCGGGGUGGCCUCGAUGGCCGCGAGGGCCGUGGCGGUGGCCCGGGCACAGGGCUGGGCGGGGGUGGUGGGGGGCACCCGAAAAACCACGCCCGGCUUUCGCUUGGCGGAGAAAUACGCGCUGGGGGUGGGGGGCGCCGACCCCCACCGGGGAGGUUUGGGGGGAUUCCUCCUGCUCAAGGACAAUCACCGAGCGCUGGCGGCGGCAGCGGGGGGACUCGAGCAGAUGAUUUUGGGGGUGCGCCGGGCCGGGGGCUUCACCCGCCGCUUGGGGGUCGAGUGCUCGAGUGCAGAUGAGGCUCUGGCAGCUGCAGGGGCAGGGGCUGACAUCGUCCUGCUGGACAACCUGGCCCCCCAGGAGCUGCACGAGGCGGCGGCGCAGGUCAAGGCCGCGCACCCCGGGGUGACAGUGGAGGCCAGCGGGGGGAUCGUUUUGGAGACCCUCCCCCAGUUUUUGGGGCCCCACAUCGACGUGGUGUCCAUGGGGUGUCUGACCCACAGUGCCCCUGCCCUGGACUUCGCACUGCGGGUGCUGGAACCCUAAAAUCCAUCCCGGGACCCUGAAAACCCACCCUAGGACCCCAAAAUCCAACCUGGGACUCCAAAAACCUACUCCAGAACCCCAAACCCAACCUGAGAUGCC